Messenger RNA from Notothenia coriiceps (black rockcod), 1080 nucleotides. Its product is annotated as anaphase-promoting complex subunit 1-like. Gene Ontology annotation, biological process: anaphase-promoting complex-dependent catabolic process; protein K11-linked ubiquitination; metaphase/anaphase transition of mitotic cell cycle. Gene Ontology annotation, molecular function: molecular adaptor activity. The record is from RefSeq and is a predicted model, not a curated record. Gene Ontology annotation, cellular component: anaphase-promoting complex. NCBI's taxonomy places the organism in Eukaryota, Metazoa, Chordata, Actinopteri, Perciformes, Nototheniidae. The transcript is spliced from 11 exons. The annotation marks the transcript as partial.
AUGAAAGAACUUGAAGACCACCUGCUGAGAAACAUCAGCCAGGAGACAAAGUGGUACGACGAGACGACUGUAGAACUCAUGGCUCCCACCAUGCUUCCUGAGCUGCACCUCCUCAAAAAGGUAAAGGUAAAGGGGCCGAGAUACUGGGAACUGUCUGUAGACCUCAGCAAAGAAACACAGCAUCUAAAGUCCAUCCUGUGCAGAGAUGGCGUGUUGUACGUGAAGCUGCGGGCCGGACAGCUGCCCUACAAGGACGACCCUCAGGGCUGGAAGAGCCUGCUGGCUUCAACCGUCAACCACCGCAACUCUGGAGUCAGAGCGUUCAAGCCUGAAGCCAUCUCUACGUUCACCUCAGAGCCGGCCUUGGUCUCAUUUGCAGAGUUCUUCUGUAAAACAUCUGAAGAAAUAAAACAAAGAGAUGAUACUCUCGUGUUGUUCUCGGCGAUGCUGUACGAAUGUGUGACGCAGGAAUGUCCGGAGAUGCUGCCCACCUAUAUUGCUAUUGAGCAGGCGGUGGGGGCUCUGCGUCGGAGGGAUCUGCUCCAGACCUUCCCCCUGUGGCAGAUGCGUCUGGUGGUGGAGCUGUGGGACAGCCGGGUGCAGCGGGGGCCCAACAACCGCCACGACGCGCUGCUCACCUCCGAGUUCCUGCCCGUCAUGAAGAACAUGGUGGAUGUGGCACUGGACAGCUGGCUCAAAGGUCCAACAUAUCUGUCCGCCUCCAGGAUUCCCACCAUUGGUGCUUUCACAAAGAUUAUGGGAAACGAGGAACGAGAUAAAGAUUCUUCCCUGAGGAGGUGGGAGAGAGAAGUGAAAGAUGCACAGCCAGCAGAAGCCAUGGCAGUGAUUCAUGAAACAGCUCUAAAGUUCAAAGCAGCUCCAGAGGUCAGGGUCACCUACAGCAGCACCAGUUUCUUGUUUAAAGAACCAUCAUCACGGAGGCUGAGAUGGGAACACAGGGUCCUGCACGUCAGCAUGACAUCCAUGUUUCCUAAACCCAAUGAGAGCUGUGACAGCCUAUUUACAGUAGCGUCCCACAUGGCUGGGCUGCUGCUCUAUGGAAACAUGCCCACACCUCAU